AGUUGCCCCAGAGAGCUUCAAAGCAUUGUCAGUGACCUAUAGUGAAGAAAAAAAAAUGGAUUCCAAAGCUCUCUUCUUCUUUGCUUUGUUGUCCUUCUCAGCUGUGUCGGUCAGGCCGGCCUUAGCAGAAAAUGAAGAAGACCCUGGUCUUGUUAUGAACUUUUACAAGGAUACAUGCCCUCAAGCUGAGGACAUUGUCAAAGAACAAGUUAGACUCCUUUACAAGAGACACAAAAACACUGCAUUUUCUUGGCUAAGAAACAUCUUCCAUGACUGUGCUGUUCAGUCAUGUGAUGCUUCACUGCUGCUGGACUCAACAAGGAGGACCUUGUCCGAGAAGGAGACAGACAGGAGCUUUGGCCUCAGGAACUUUAGAUACCUUGACGAUAUCAAAGAAGCUGUUGAAAGGGAGUGUCCUGGAGUUGUUUCCUGUGCUGAUAUUCUUGUCCUGUCUGCUAGAGAUGGCAUUGUUUCGCUAGGAGGACCUCAUAUCCCUCUCAAAACUGGAAGAAGGGAUGGCAGGAAGAGCAGAGCGGAUGUGAUCGAGGACUAUCUCCCAGACCACAAUGAAAGCAUAUCUGUUGUUCUUGACAGGUUUGCUUCCAUGGGUAUUGACACCCCUGGAGUGGUUGCCUUGCUAGGAGCUCACAGUGUUGGGAGAACUCACUGUGUGAAGCUGGUGCACCGUUUGUACCCGGAAGUUGACCCAGCACUCAACCCUGACCAUGUUGAGCACAUGCUUUACAAGUGCCCUGAUUCAAUCCCAGACCCUAAAGCUGUCCAAUAUGUGAGAAAUGACAGAGGCACACCCAUGGUUCUAGACAACAACUACUACAGAAACAUAUUGGACAACAAGGGCUUGUUGAUAGUGGAUCACCAACUAGCCAAUGGCAAGAGAACUAAGCCUUAUGUGAAGAAAAUGGCCAAGAGUCAGGAUUACUUCUUUAAGGAGUUUUCUAGGGCUAUCACCAUUCUUUCUGAGAACAACCCACUCACCGGUACCAAGGGUGAGAUCAGAAAGCAGUGCACUGUUGCCAACAAGCACCACUAGAAACUUUGAUUUGCUACAUGUCAAACUCAAGUACUUCUCUUCCUUGUUUACAACGAGGGAGAAGAGUCUGAGAUUUGCAGAAUAAGAUGUUUUCUUUAGAAAUGGGUGUUGUUACUGCUAGUCAGUGGCAAUUAAGAUAGUUGUGGUAUUAAUGUUGGUUUAACUGCCCUGUUUUUAGCCUGGUUAGGCCCGCUCCUCUUGUUGUUUGGUUUGUGAGAUUAAUGUUGGUGAUGGUCAUGGUGGGAUGAUGGGAUGUAUGUAUAGAUGGUAGAUGGUGGCGAUGGUGUGUGAUGAUCCAUGUGUUUUGAAAUGAUAAUAAAUUAUUGAUGAUUCA
This is a messenger RNA of Populus nigra (black poplar), 1385 nucleotides long. RefSeq names its product peroxidase 42. The record is from RefSeq and is a predicted model, not a curated record. Gene Ontology annotation, biological process: response to oxidative stress; hydrogen peroxide catabolic process. Gene Ontology annotation, molecular function: peroxidase activity; heme binding. The coding region runs from base 56 to 1051 and encodes 331 amino acids. Lineage: Eukaryota; Viridiplantae; Streptophyta; Magnoliopsida; Malpighiales; Salicaceae. The transcript has 4 exons.